AUGGAUCAUGGAAAGGGUAAAGGGAAGAAAAUAGAGGAAGGAGAUGGGGAUAUUGGUAAUCCAGGAGUUAUUUUUGAUUUGUUGGAAGUGAUGUCUAAAGUUGAUCCAGAAAUGAAAGAGCCCUUUCAGCAGCUUGGGAAGCGUGAUAUUCGUCGUGAUAACUUUGGUCAGGUAGUUUUAAUCAAAUUGUAUGACAGGAUGGGGUGUCAGAUCAAGAGCGGGAUUGUUGAGAAGAUCCAAGAGGCAAAGUAUUUUUCAGUUGUACUAAACUGCACUCGAGACGCAAGGAGUGAAGAACCAACAUCUCUUGUGAUAAGAUGUGUGGAUGUUUCAGCAACUCCUCCAAAGGUAGAAGAGUUCUUUUUAGGAUUUUUAGAGUUGGAUGGCAAAUCCGGGGAAGAAAUUUUCGGGGAACUGAAGGGUGUAUUGAGCAAACUUGAACUUGAUAUUGGUGACGUAAGAGGGCAAGGAUAUGCAAAUGGCCAUAGGUUGAGGGGGAAAGAAAACGAUGUGCAGAAAAGAUUACCCGAAAUAAAUCCUAGAACGUUCUACACGCCAUGUGGGUCUCAUACCCUUAAUACUGCACUCUAUAAUAUGGUAGUAUGUUGUCCAAGAGCUUCCAGUUACAUUGGUUGCUUCGAAAUUAUGUAUUCAGUGUUCACUUCUUUGCCAAAGAUAUGGCAAUAUUUCACUGAAAAUGUUCAAGAUCUCACACCUGAGCCUUCGUCAUCAAAUCGUUGUGGUGCUCACGUUGGAUGUGUUGAAGCAUUAAGAUUCAAGGCUCCAGAAAUACUAGAUGCUUUGGACAACUUCAUAGAGACAGAAAAAUAUGAUCUCGCUUCGGUUAGUCUAGCUGACAGACUGGCAAAUAGUCCUAUAUUUGGAAUUGGAAAUUUGGAGUUCUUGUUUGGCAUGAUUGUUUGGCACAAUCUGUUGCUUGCUUUUGACCCAGUUAGCAAAAUGCUUCAAACUGAAGACUUGCAACUCGACUCUGCUAUUGGUCAAUUAAAUGGACUGAUUUCUUUCAUUGAAAAAUAUAGGCAGACUGGAUUUAAGGAGGCCAUGGAGGAAGCUAAAAAGGUUGUAAUUGCAAUGGGAUUUGAAUCUGUAUGGGAAAGCCCUGACGGAUGUUUCAUGGAUUUAGCGCUCUCUUUAGCUAAGAGUAGGUUGGAAUUAUACCAAGUGUAUGAGGAAGCCUUUGGGUUUUUGUUUGAUUUGAAGAAGCUUCAUUCCGCAGAUGAUGAUAGCCUGAGGGAUUCCUGUGCUAAACUAGAGGAAUUUCUAAAGCAUGACAAUGUUUCUGAUAUUGAUGGGAGCGGCUUAUUUUCAGAAUUGAAAUUCUUGAAGGAAGUUUUACCUAAAGAAACGAAAAAGGCGAUUGAAGUAUUGUCUUUUCUGCAAGGGACGAAUGGCUACCCAAAUGCAUGGAUUGCUUUCAGGAUCCUACUAACAAUUCCAAUUUCAGCUGCAUCUGCAGAAAGGGGUUCAAAGUUGGAGUUGAUCCACUCUUACCUUCAGUUAGCCAUGUCAGAAGAAGCAUCUGAGGGAUUAGCUAUGGUGUCUAUUGAACUAGCUAUGCUAGAGAAGCUUGAUACUGCAAGCGUAAUUGCUGAUAUUGAAGCUAAAACUUCUGCGCGACAAACCUAA
Messenger RNA from Papaver somniferum (opium poppy), 1647 nucleotides. RefSeq lists its product as uncharacterized. NCBI's taxonomy places the organism in Eukaryota, Viridiplantae, Streptophyta, Magnoliopsida, Ranunculales, Papaveraceae. The transcript is spliced from 3 exons. Bases 1 to 1647 code for a protein of 548 amino acids. The record is from RefSeq and is a predicted model, not a curated record. Gene Ontology annotation, molecular function: protein dimerization activity.